Molecule: messenger RNA, 1005 nt
Organism: Microdochium trichocladiopsis
Lineage: Eukaryota; Fungi; Ascomycota; Sordariomycetes; Xylariales; Microdochiaceae
Product: Fip1 motif-domain-containing protein
Exons: 3
Coding region: 1-1005 (334 amino acids)
Cellular component (GO): mRNA cleavage and polyadenylation specificity factor complex
Molecular function (GO): RNA binding
Source: RefSeq, a predicted model, not a curated record
AUGGAUAUGGACGACGACGACGACUUUUACGCGCCAGACGAGCCUGUCGUGUCGCAGCCUGCUGCCGAUGCCCAAGCUAACACCAGUGCCAGCACAUCGGGCUCCGCCCCUGUGCGCGCCCAAGACGCAGAUCUCGAAUCGGGCGAGGAGGAGGAGGACGAGGGCGCUGCGGCCAUGGACGAGGACAACGACGACUCGGAUUCUGACUCGGAUAUCGACAUCAUAACGGAGCGCAAGGACGGCUCACAACCAGAACCACCAGCGCAAGCGCGGUACAGUGAUAUCAGGAACAUCCCACAACGAACCGCCUCGAGCGACCCGUCUGCAAAAACAACCACUGCCCCAGUGAAAGAGCAGCUAUCCACCCGCAAGACAUCCCAGAGCCAUCCAGCUGUCUCGACAUCGAAAGUUGAUGUCCACGCGGUACCGACUUAUAAGCCGGCGGGCAAGCCUAUAACGCAGGUCAACAUCGACACAGAUCUGCCCGAUAAUGACAAGCCAUGGCGCAAGCCCGGAACAGACAUUAGUGACUAUUUCAACUAUGGCUUUGAUGAAUUCACCUGGACAAUGUAUGCUGCCAAGCAGGAUAGUGUGCGAGGCGAAUUCAGCCAGGAUGCCGUGGCCCAGAACAACAAGAAGAUGAUGGAGGACAUGCAAAUGAUGAUGAUGGGCGGCAUGCCCGGCAUGCCUGGCGGCCCGGGAGGCGCCCCUCCCAUGCCUGGAAUGGAUGGUAUGCCACCCGAGAUGCAGCAAAUGAUGCAACAGAUGAUGGCGGGGGGCAUGGAUCCCAGCCAGAUGGACCCUUCAGCCAUGUUUGCAACUAUGCAGAACGGUGGUGGGAAUGCUCAAGCUGGUCAAGCUGGUCAGGGCCAGGGUUUUGGAGGCGGUGGUCAGGGUUUUGGGGGCAAUCAAGGUCAAGGCUACGAUGGUUUCAACCAAGGCAUGGGUCGUGGCGCGGGUGGUGGCUUCGGCGGCCGUGGACGACGAGGUCGAGGCGGCUGGUGA